UGUCAUCGUCAGCUGGUAGUGUGUAACAUACGUUUGUUUAGGCGCGAAAUCUUAUCUUACACUAUUUUAUCAUUAAUGCAAAACAUUUCAUUUUACUAAGUUUUUAGCUAUUCAAUUUGAAUUACAAUGCUAAAUAUGUCUACCGAGCGGCAAAUAAAGCUCAUAAGAAAAUAUUUGAAGGUGAAAAUAUUGGAAGAUUAUGUUAAAUUUAGAGGACAUGAGAAAGAAAGCAAACACGUAUACGAUUUGAUAAUGAAAUCGAUUGUGCAGGGAGAAUCUCACUCUGCUUUGAUAAUUGGACCGAGAGGUUGUGGUAAAACAACGCUCAUUAACUCAGUACUUCACCAAGUUUCCAAUGAGGUUGACAUGGAAAAUGAUGUUAUUGUUGUCAAACUGAAUGGAUUGCUGCAUCAAGAUGAUAAAGUAGCUCUCAAGUCUAUAACAGCACAGAUGAAACUAGAGAAUGCUGUAGGAGACAGAGUAUUCGGCACCUUCGCUGAGAACCUCAACUUCCUCCUCAGUUGCCUGAUCUCCGGAGUGGAUAGGAAAUGCCGAUCAAUGAUAUUCAUACUGGAGGAGUUUGAUAUGUUCUGUCACACGGGAAAGACACAAACGUUGUUGUAUAAUCUGUUCGAUAUAACUCAUAAUAAGCAGGCGCCUAUGUGUGUAUUGGGCAUCACGAAUCGUCUAGACGUAAUGGAAAUGCUGGAGAAACGUGUGAAGUCGAGGUUCUCUCACCGUCACAUAUUUAUAUUUCCGAACGAAUCGACCCAACCGUUGGAGAAUAUAAAACAGAUAUUUGUAGAGUGCCUGAGCGUUUACAUUUUAAGAGAUAAACCGAAGAAAAGGAAGGGAAGGAAAUCAACUGCAAGCUCAGAUGAUAUGGAAGUCGAUUCACAAAUCCAAGCUAUACCGGAAGUAGUGUUCCAGAGAUGCGGAAUGGAUUCCAGACAAUUCCAGGAACUGGAUCCCGGAUUCCUGGAGAAUUGGAAUGAUCACAUCCAGAGUCUGGUGGAAGACGAGAGAAUUGUGGAUGCCUUGGAGAAGUUUUGUUAUUACGUCGUCAAUGAGCAGAUUUUCAGAAAUGUAUUAUACCAAAUAGUGGCCAAACUAUCAGCAAACAAACCCUACAUAGAUCCCACAGACAUAACAUCGACCAUAGACAACACGGUCGCGCCAGAGCAUAGAGUAAAACUUCUACAAUCGUUGUCUAUACUCGAAUUGUCUCUGGUCAUAGCGAUGAUGCACGGCUUGGAGAUAUUUGAUGGUGAACCGAUGAAUUUUGAAAUGGUGUUACAUAGAUACACAAAAUUUGCGAACGAAAACUCAUCAACCCAAACCGUGCCCAGACCAGUGAUACUAAAAGCAUUUGAACAUCUGCAAUCAUUGGAAAUUAUAAUGCCCAUUCGGUCUACUGAUUCUGUAAACACAGAUACUACAACGAGUAGAGUCCAAAAGGAAUAUAAAUUGUAUACUUUGGCCGUACCCGUUGAUGACAUUAAGGAAGCUGUGAAAGGGUUUAAGGCUUUACCAACUGAAAUUAACCAUUGGGCCAAUAAUUCUGUUGUUUAAUAAAGAUUUUUUGUAAAAAUGUGUAUCAUUGCA
This is a messenger RNA of Zerene cesonia (dogface butterfly), 1605 nucleotides long. It is a transcript of the gene Orc4, whose product is annotated as origin recognition complex subunit 4. The record is from RefSeq and is a predicted model, not a curated record. Gene Ontology annotation, biological process: DNA replication initiation; DNA replication. Gene Ontology annotation, molecular function: DNA replication origin binding; ATP binding; ATP hydrolysis activity. Gene Ontology annotation, cellular component: nuclear origin of replication recognition complex; nucleus. Bases 127 to 1572 code for a protein of 481 amino acids. The transcript is spliced from 7 exons. NCBI's taxonomy places the organism in Eukaryota, Metazoa, Arthropoda, Insecta, Lepidoptera, Pieridae.